ACCAAUUUUCUUCCAACACACAAACUGAUUGCACACAGCCCUCUUAUUGGUCUGUUAUCAGGUCAGCUUUCAGUGAGGAAAACUCUGAAUCAAGUCUGGUGGUCAAGAUGCGUGCAUUUUUUCUCAUGCUUCUGUGUGCUGUGGUGUGCAGCGUCAGCUCUGACAGCCACCAAGUAGUCACUGAGACUCUGAUGGAUAAUGUUUUGGUUUUGAGGGUGCCUCAUGGCCGGAGAGCCGUGGCUCAUGUUUCUCUGAGCUGUGGAGAAGCUUAUCAAAACCAGCCUGUGUUUUGGAAGAAAAAUGGUGUGGACAUGAAUCCACCUCUGCAGGGGAACCAGGUCAUGGUUCCUGUGGAAGAGACAAAAGGAGGAAACUACACCUGUCACCUCGGUCCAGAUGGAGAUUACCUCAACCACACUGUGAUCCUGGUCCAGCUAAAUCCAGAUAACAGGAGUGUCAUACUGGAGAAAAAAUCAGCUGAAGAAGGUUACAUCCACUGCUCUGCUCCAAACUAUAAAGGCUCCUUUCACUGUACCUGGACAAGAACAGAGUUCAGAGCCGGUGCAGCUGUGCUCCUUGUAAAGGCACAACGGUACAUGGAAAGCAUUCCUUGUGAGCUGAAUGCUGAUGGAUCAGGGAUUCACUGCCAGGAUGCCAGUUGCCCGUACAAAGAGGAACAACACCCCAUCUCCCUCGCUGUUUACAUCCACAGCUCCGCUCUUCUGGAGGCCUACACAAAGUCUUUCUACCUGAGAGAGAUCGUGAGGCCAGCAAAACUCCCCAACCUGCAACUCAGCAAUGAUGGGAGGAUGUUCAGCUGGGACUACCCUGACUCCUGGGAGAAGCCCUGCACCUACUUUGGCCUACACUUCCAGGUCAAGAUGGUCCACAAUGGACAGUCUUGCCACGAUGACACAUACAUAAUGCACAACACCACUGAUCAAACCAAGUACGAGAUCAAUGUCAAAACCAGACGGUAUGUUUUCUGUGUGCGAGCUCAGGACAAACACACCAGCGGGCCAUGGAGCCACUGGAGCCAGUGUGUAGUGAACAAAGACAGCGUGAGAUGUUAAUCUGUCUGUGGACUGUGGCCAUGAAGGAAGAAAAGAAGGAUGGACAACGAUAUAUUUUUAAAUUCCUAUUAUUUUUUUGAUUUUUAAUUUCCAACAUUUUUACAUGUACAGUAUUUAUUCAUCAUUCAUGUAAGUUGUCUCGAUGAAACUAGAGUAUAUUGUUAAAACAAAUAUUUGUCAUAUGAUUUAAAUCAGUUACUAUUUCUCCCAUGCCCUUAUUUAUUACUAUUUUUGCAGAAUUAUUUCUAAAAUCUUUUUGUUUUUUUUACAUUCAUAAUAAAUUCAUGAACAUCAA
Stegastes partitus (bicolor damselfish) is the source of this 1368-nucleotide messenger RNA. RefSeq names its product interleukin 12B, b (gene il12bb). Lineage: Eukaryota; Metazoa; Chordata; Actinopteri; Pomacentridae. The transcript has 12 exons. The record is from RefSeq and is a predicted model, not a curated record. Bases 108 to 1073 code for a protein of 321 amino acids. Gene Ontology annotation, molecular function: protein binding.